GUGCCCACCACCACACCCGGCUAAUUUUUGUAUUUUUAGUAGAGACGGGGUUUCUGCAUUUUGGUCAGGCUGGUCUGGAACUCCUGACCUCGUGAUCCACCUGCCUCAGCCUCCCAAAGUGCUGGGAUUACAGGCGUGAGCCACCGUGCCUGGCUGGGAGGUCAUUUUAAGGAGGGCUGCCCAACUGCAAGGGCGCUGUAAGCAGGAAGUGAAACCACAGCGCUUCAAAAAAAAGAGCGGGACUGGGACAAGCGUAUCUAAGAGGCUGAACAUGAAUCCACAGAUCAGAAAUCCGAUGGAGCGGAUGUAUCGACGCACAUUCAACUACAACUUUGAAAAUGAACCCAUCCUCUAUGGUCGGAGCUACACCUGGCUGUGCUACGAAGUGAAAAUAAGGAAGGACCCCUCAAAGCUCCCUUGGGACACAGGGGUCUUUCGAGGCCAGGUACGACCCAAACUUCAGUCGAAUCGUAGGUACGAACUAAGCAACUGGGAAUGCAGAAAACACGUGUAUUUCCAGCCUCAGUACCACGCAGAAAUGUGCUUCCUCUCUUGGUUCUGUGGCAACCAGCUGCCUGCUAACAAGCGCUUCCAGAUCACCUGGUUUGUAUCCUGGAACCCCUGCCCAGACUGUGUGGCAAAGGUGACCGAAUUCCUGGCUGAGCACCCCAAUGUCACCCUGACCAUCUCUGCCGCCCGCCUCUACUACUAUUGGGGUAAAGAUUGGCGGAGGGCGCUCCGCAGGCUGCAUCAGGCAGGGGCCCGAGUGAAGAUCAUGGACUAUGAAGAAUUUGCAUACUGCUGGGAAAACUUUGUGUACAAUGAAGGUCAGUCAUUCAUGCCUUGGGACAAAUUCGAUGACAAUUAUGCAUUCCUGCACUGCAAGCUAAAGGAGAUUCUCAGAAACCCGAUGAAGGCAAUGUAUCCACACACAUUCUACUUCCACUUUGAAAACCUACAGAAAGCCUAUGGUCGGAAUGAAACCUGGCUGUGCUUCGCCGUGGAAAUUAUAAAGCAGCACUCAACUGUCUCCUGGAAGACGGGUGUCUUCCGAAACCAGGUUGAUCCUGAGACCCAUUGUCAUGCAGAAAGGUGCUUCCUCUCUUGGUUCUGCGACAACACACUGUCUCCUAAGAAAAACUACCAGGUCACCUGGUACAUAUCUUGGAGCCCUUGUCCAGAGUGUGCAGGGGAGGUGGCCGAGUUCCUGGCCACGCACAGCAACGUGAAGCUCACCAUCUAUACCGCCCGCCUCUACUACUUCUGGGAUACAGAUUACCAGGAGGGGCUCCGCAGCCUGAGUGAGGAAGGGGCCUCCGUGGAGAUCAUGGGCUACGAAGAUUUUAAAUAUUGUUGGGAAAACUUUGUGUGCGAUGAUGGUGAGCCAUUCAAGCCUUGGAAGGGAAUAAACACCAACUUUCGAUUUCUGGAAAGACGCCUAUGGAAGAUUCUUCAGUGAGGGGUCUCCCCGGGCCUCAUGGUCUGUCUCCUCUAGCCUCCUGCUCAUGCUACGUGGGCCUCCCCUCCACCCUGGACCAGCUCUGCUUUUGCCUGGUCAUCCUGAGCCCCUCCUGCCCUCAGGGCCAUUCCACUGUGCUCCCCUGCCUCACCGCCUCCUCCUCGCUCUCCCAGGCUCUUCCUUCAGAGGCCCCUUUCUGCUUCUAUGGCUACCCAUCCACCUCCCCAGUCCUGUUUCCCCAGCCUGGGUGCUCCUAACCUGCCUCUUCCCAUCUCCCCAACAUAAUAAAAAAAAAAUUUUUUUUUUUUUUUUUU
This is a messenger RNA of Macaca mulatta (Rhesus monkey), 1773 nucleotides long. RefSeq names its product apolipoprotein B mRNA editing enzyme catalytic subunit 3D (gene APOBEC3D). The record is from RefSeq and is a predicted model, not a curated record. Gene Ontology annotation, molecular function: cytidine deaminase activity; zinc ion binding; RNA binding. Lineage: Eukaryota; Metazoa; Chordata; Mammalia; Primates; Cercopithecidae. Gene Ontology annotation, biological process: DNA cytosine deamination; negative regulation of single stranded viral RNA replication via double stranded DNA intermediate; defense response to virus. Gene Ontology annotation, cellular component: cytoplasm; nucleus; P-body.